This is a messenger RNA of Stegostoma tigrinum, 4893 nucleotides long. It is a transcript of the gene slc7a10a, whose product is annotated as solute carrier family 7 member 10a. Gene Ontology annotation, molecular function: neutral L-amino acid transmembrane transporter activity; L-amino acid transmembrane transporter activity. Gene Ontology annotation, biological process: amino acid transmembrane transport; D-serine transmembrane transport; D-alanine transmembrane transport. NCBI's taxonomy places the organism in Eukaryota, Metazoa, Chordata, Chondrichthyes, Orectolobiformes, Stegostomatidae. Bases 26 to 1540 code for a protein of 504 amino acids. The transcript has 11 exons. Gene Ontology annotation, cellular component: membrane. The record is from RefSeq and is a predicted model, not a curated record.
CCAGCGCCUGCAGCAUCGAGCGGAGAUGGCAGCAAAGACCCGGCUCCGUGCCCCCGGGACCCGGGACAUUCCCGACCGAGUGGCGUUAAAAAAGGAGAUCGGUCUCAUCAGUGGCUGCGCUCUGAUCAUCGGGAAUAUCAUUGGUUCUGGAAUCUUCAUCUCCCCAAAAGGAGUCCUGGAGCAUGCUGGUUCUGUGGGCCUGGCUCUUAUCAUCUGGACGCUGGCUGGAUGUGUUACUGUGGUUGGCUCCCUUUGUUACGCUGAGCUCGGAGUGACCAUCACCAAGUCUGGGGGAGAUUACACCUACGUCAAAACUGUAUUCGGAGGAUUACCAGGGUUCCUGGUCCUGUGGAGUGCCCUGCUGGUCAUAAACCCGACCACACAAACCGUGAUGGCGCUGACCUUCUCCAGUUACGUUCUGCAACCAGUGUUCCCGGCCUGUGUGCCCCCUUACAUCGCCUCGAGACUCCUCGCUGCGGUCUGCCUUCUCCUGCUGACCUGGGUGAACUGUUUCCGUGUGCGGUUGGUUACCUUCGUCCAGGACCUCUUCACUGCCGGCAAGCUCCUGGCCCUCGGGCUCAUUAUUGUGAUGGGCUUUGUGCAGAUCUGUAAAGGUCAUUAUGAAUUUCUAAAGCCCAGUAAUGCGUUUGACAUUCAGACAGCUCCUGAAGUUGGCCACAUUGCGCUCGCUUUCCUCCAGGGCUCCUUCUCCUAUAGUGGUUGGAACUUUCUGAAUUACGUCACCGAGGAGCUAGUGGACCCAUGCAGGAAUAUUCCUCGUGCCAUCUUCAUCUCCAUCCCCCUGGUGACCUUUGUUUAUGUGUUCUCCAACGUUGCAUAUGUCACCGCAAUGAGCCCUCAGGAGCUGUUACACUCUGGCGCUGUGGCAGUGACCUUUGGUGAGAAGCUGCUGGGAUCGAUGCCAUGGAUCAUGCCAUUCUCCGUUGCCCUGUCAACAUUCGGGGGAAUCAAUGGAUACCUGUUCACAUCAUCCAGACUGUGUUACGCAGGAGCUCGUGAGGGUCACUUGCCGAGCCUGCUGGCGAUGAUUCACAUGAAACGGUGCACCCCCAUCCCAGCUCUUCUCUGCUCCUGUGCCACCUCCCUAUUGAUGCUGAUCAUUGCGGAUAUCUACACUCUCAUCAAUUACGUGGUGUUCAUUAACUAUUUGUGCUAUGGGGUUACUGUCACUGCCGUCCUCAUCCUUCGCUGGAGAAAGCCAAACAUUUCACGACCCAUUAAGGUACACCUUCUGUUCCCAGUUGCUUACCUGAUGUUUUGGGCGUUCCUGCUGGUCUUCAGUUUCUACUCUGAGCCUGUGGUGUGCGGCACUGCCCUUGUCAUCAUAUUGACCGGUGUUCCCGUCUAUCUGCUCGGAAUCCAAUGGAACAAGAAGCCAAAGUAUUUCAACGAUAUGAUUGAAUCUAUGACGCAUUAUGGACAGAAAUUCUGUUUUGUUGUUUUCCCACAAGAGGAGACUCCAGAAGAGAACGGCCAGCCUCCAACCUUGAAUACAAACAGAAAAUCCCAGGAUGUGUAGCUCACCCUGAGCUUUGACUGUGCCUCAGAACCGUACCAACCAGCUGUUCACCGAGCUGUGACCAACAAGGGCAGUGGGAAAGGUUUUGCCAAAACAAAAAGGGGAAAAAAACAUGGCUGGCAAAGGGAGAAGUUCUGACAUUUUCUGUUUUGGGUAAAGUGAUAGAGUUCAGUAGAUCUUAUGGGAAGUCUGUCUAACCACCCGAAGAAAGCUGGAGCCUCUGAGACCAAGUGAGCAGAUCUGACAAGCUCUGAUUGGGAUCGAUACAAUCCACCUUCUGCCUGAGUGACAGACCUGAUCCGAGCUUCAAUCACUGUUAACAUUACGGAGUAGCCAAUUCAGUUCAAGCCCAGCUACUUUUCCAGUGUCAGUAACCAGGAAAGUACAACUUGGCGUACUGUUAGUUAACUGUAUGUUAAUUCUCUAUGUAUUGCACUCUCUACCCCAACUUUCCCUGACCUGCUGAACACUCCACUGCUCACUGCUGUUUAUUCUGCAUCAUCUCCCACUCCACAGUCUCUCACUGCGGGAGCUCUCUUCGCACCUGACCCAGUGAUCCGGAUUAGGCCCCACCCAUUAAUCUGGAUUAGCUCUAAUCCAGACAUCAGGAUUAGCCCUAAUCCAGUCAUCAGGAUUAGCCCUGACCCAGCAAUCGGGUCUCACUCUGACCGACUCAGUAUUCCAAAUUAUUCUUGAUCCAAUGAUCCGAACUGCAGUGCCAGCCGUUUCAUACUUAGCCCACAGGCUGCCAGCUGGUGCUGUUUUACCACAAGCUGUGUUUCUGAAUCCAGCUUUUCCCAGCACUGCGUCCAGUGGGAAUUUCUGCUCAUGAGGAAGUCCCAAAAAGGACUGGACUGGAAGGACAGGCUUCAUGGUCACAAUGGCACACUGCUGUCCUGAGUCUACUUCCCUAUCCUUACCCUACACUACCUUCUGCUGAUUGCAGCUGAGAAUUGUGCAAAAGAUUGAGGAAUAGGAUCAGAAUGAAAUGCUGAAUCCUCAACCACUCACUGCUGAUUCCCACCACAGCCUUAAGUUCCUUUCACCAGGGGGUGGCAGUAGUGUCACUAAUUGUGAAGCAGGAGGACUUUGAGGACAGACUUUGAUUUGAUGCCUUAAAGUCCUUCCGUUCUUGAAGUUUAUUCCUUUCCUAAUAACUUAACGUGGAUUUUUUUAAAUGAGUUUUUAAUGAACCUGUUACACUGAAUAGUCAAGGCGCACAAUGUCUCCUUUUGUGAAAAGCUCAGGUAAACUAGAGAAGUUCACACGUAUUGAACAACUGAGAAACUGUUUUCACAACCAAGGGCAAAACAUAACUGCAUUCUCAACGUGUGCCACUCACUCAGCAAGACCCUAACCCUGAUUCUAGACCAGUUACAGCUCAGUGGGAAUCUCAUCAAAAAGACAGAAACAUUUGUGGUAUCAGGUAUUAUUUCAGUGAUUUCACCACAAGAUCCAGAGAUGUGCAGUGCAUUACAGAGGGAGCACCGUGCUGAGGGAGCGGGCACCGUCGGCGCCGUCAGCGCCGAGGGAGCGGGCACCGUCGGGUCAGUGCUGAGGGAGUGGGCUCUGUCGUCGGGUCAGUGCUGAGGGAGCACUGUGCUGAUGGAGUGCUGCACCAUCAUAGGGUCAGUACUGAGAGAGGGCCACACUGUAAUUCAGAGACACAACUGUCUUUGUCAGUUCUGCACCUCACUACUAAAGAAUCAUAUGUACCCCAGUGCUUUACAGCGACAGACCCGUCCCCACCGGUACUGUACCCCAGUGCUUUACAGCAACAGACCCGUCCCCACCGGUACUGUACCCCAGUGUUACAGUGGCAUCCUACCAGGAGUGUGACCCAAGCAUUGUACAGCAAUAAACCUGUUCCUAGCAAUUAAGCUGAAAAUGCUUUUUCCAAACAAUCUGUCUUUGCAUGGAGUGAACCAACUAUGCAAUCAGUAGCUGUUUUCAUAAUUCAAUUUGACAUGGUGAUAGUUUCACACCCAUUCUUGCACAUAAUUGAAAUCCAAACGACAAUGCAUUCACUCCACAGGGCAAACAGCUUGUCGGAGCUUUGACGGACUAGAGUAUUUUAAUGUGAAGUUAUGUGCCUGCACACAUCCAACAUUUUGGUAGAAAUGUACAGCAGACGUGCGAAUUUCAGCUUUGGAAAGUAGACUCGAAUCACACUAUAACGGAAUAGAGUUUGAUUCAAUCCCCAACCUCCCACUCCACUUCCACAGACAGCACAUUCCUGAAUGCAGUCAGCAGUUCCCAUGUAAGCGAACUUUCACUGAGGGUGGAGUUUUACUCCCCAGGAUCAUAACGACACAUUUUAACCUUCUAAUACAAACUGCUACAAAACAGGAUUGCAAUUUGUUACUCUGUUUGGUUUGCACAUUUAAUCGGCUCUAUCCCCAGUUUUAAUCAAAUCAGAGGAUAAUCACAAGAAAAAAAAAAGAGAGAAUGGGCAGGGGCAAUAAGAAACCACAGACAACGGGGUGCUCAGUGGCCCACAGUGGACAGAAGAAAUUUACAGUGCAAACAGAGAGGGGAAAGCAAUAGAAAAGAGAAGUAUCAGGAGAGAGAAGAAAAAGAGGGAGUGAGAGAGAAUGAAGAGACAGAAAGGGGGAGAGGGAGAAUGAAAUAAGAGUAAGAAAGAAAAUUGUAAACUGCAGACAGAUAGGAAACAGGAGAGAGGAGCAGUGAGACAGGCAGUCAAUGACACAAACUGCACAGACACAUGCAGAUUGGGAAGGCCAAGAAAGACGGAGCCAGAAACCAAUGGAUAGAUAAAGUGUAUAGAGAAGCCAGAAGGUGGAACAAAAACUGAAAGACAGUUGCAAUAAUCAGACCCUCUACAAAUUCUAGCCUCAAAUCUGCCUGUUGAGAGUCUGGAAUAGCUUAUGACGGUGAGAAGUUGUCCAGAUUUUUUGUGUAGACAUUCUGCAGAAGCUUCCGACUAUUUCCUGGAAGCAGGUAUUACAGGACUGAAACCAAGGUACCAUCUGCAGUGUUAAGAGUCAUAUUGCUGUGUAUUCAUGUCAACUCCUGAGAUUCAUUGGCACUCUUCAGGGAUGAUGGAUUCAACUGUAUAAAUAGGUCAUUUCAAAGUCUCAUCAACAUUUAGAGCCAUGUACUGAGCCAUACAAUGGCUAAAAUGCUUUAAAUAACAUUGAUGACACAACAAAUGUUACGUGAUUGUAAAUGCAACUGGAGCUCCAAUUAAGGACACUGCUGAAUCCCGCACAACCUCCAUGAUAAUGCGUUACAUUCAUAAGCAGCUUCAGUGAUAUGUGGUUCUCCUUUUUUUUUGGUUGUUGGAGAAGGAAACAACUGUUUUAAAAAAUACUGUAGCAAUAAAAAUAUCA